Venustampulla echinocandica is the source of this 1557-nucleotide messenger RNA. RefSeq names its product Kelch motif. NCBI's taxonomy places the organism in Eukaryota, Fungi, Ascomycota, Leotiomycetes, Helotiales, Pleuroascaceae. The record is from RefSeq and is a predicted model, not a curated record. Gene Ontology annotation, molecular function: protein binding. The transcript has a single exon. Bases 1 to 1557 code for a protein of 518 amino acids.
AUGGCUGAUUCCUCCAAGUCAGAGAGGCGCCAGUCCAUCAAGACUGGCAAGCUCGUGCGCUCGCAGAAGAUCAUUCAGCUAUCUCCCUCCGACAUGAGAGCGCCCGACAUUCCAGAGGACGCAGAACUCCCACGACAGGCUCCGACGAGAAGCCAUACACCAGGACAUCUUUCGACGAAGAGUCAAGACCGGCGGAAGAAAGCCUCCGAUCUAGCCCUACGGCAGCGCUCCCAAUCUCUGUCGCAGAAAGACAGCCAGUUGGAAUCCCCUAAAUCAGUGAAAUCACCAACUACUCCAGGACCUGCAAGAAAUGUACCAAGACAAGACAACCCACUCUCUCCGCCAAUCUCAAGCACACCUUCUGCAGCGGCCUCCAAUGCUGCUGCUAGUCCCGCUCUCACCAGACCCCUAAAUCUCCGAUCGACAUCCGCAAUCGCAUCGAAACCGCAGGAAGGCACUCCAUCACCAACUCCAGUUCGAAAUGGCCCUCCAGCCCAGCGCCCUCCGCGAGGGGUACACAGAUCCUUUCCGCCUCUCGCGGACCCGAGGACAGCGCCAGACGUGCAGCCUGCACCUGCAAGCGGCAUGUACUGGUCUCGAGCCCCCGUAUCAGGAGCCCCCCACACCUCCCUACGAGCACAUACGACUACGUUAAUAGGUUCGAACAUAUAUAUAUUUGGAGGCUGUGAUUCGCGGAGUUGUUUCAACGAGUUAUACGUUUUGGACGCCGAUGCAUUUUACCUCUCCUGUCCGCACGUCUGCGGAGAUAUACCUGUACCGUUGCGAGCGAUGACCUGCACGGCGGUGGGCAAGAAACUAAUUGUCUUUGGAGGCGGCGAUGGACCUGCAUAUUACAACGAUGUCUACGUUCUCGAUACGGUGAAUUUCCGAUGGAGCAAGCCGAAGAUUGGCGGAGAUCGACAGCCCAGCAAACGGAGGGCACAUACGGCGUGUCUAUACCGGAAUGGAAUAUAUAUAUUUGGCGGAGGCGAUGGAGUCCGUGCUCUGAACGAUGUGUGGAGGCUGGACGUCGCAGACACGAAUAAGAUGUCGUGGAAACUGAUAUCAGCACCGUCAUCGGCUGUGAUGGAGGACAAAACGAAGCCGAAGGCACGAGGAUACCACACGGCAAACAUGGUCGGGAGCAAGCUUAUUAUAUUCGGCGGCUCGGACGGCGGGGAGUGUUUUAGGGAUGUAUGGGUCUUUGAUGUAGAGACGCUGCAAUUCUCGCACGUCCAUAUCCCGCUGUCCUACCCCCGGCUCUCGCAUACAGCCACAAUCGUCGGAUCGUACCUCUUCGUUAUAGGCGGCCACGACGGCGUCGAAUAUUCCAACGAGGUCCUGCUACUAAACCUCGUCACGAUGGUGUGGGAUAAGCGCAAGAUCUACGGCGAGCCACCAAGGCCGCGGGGAUAUCACGGCACGGUACUACACGACAGCCGACUUGUGGUGGUUGGAGGAUUCGACGGCGGGGAAGUGUUUGGCGACGUGCAAGUGCUCGAAUUAGCUGUCCAUGCUUAUUACAGCCAGAUCAGCCAUUUCCGUAUUGACGUUUAA